AUGAGAGCUGAUGGGGAGGAUGAAAUUACCCUCUUUCGAUGUCUCGACGACAGCAAUCGCUACGCUUUUGAUGACGGAUCGUUGGAUCACUGGCGACAAGUUCUCGUCCGAGUACCGGGAAUAACGGACUUCCGGGGCGUCGGGUACGAUGGAGAUGUCCUCACUUACCAUUCGGGUAAAAACGACGAGGAGAUGCGGGCCCAAUGUGAAGAGAUAGAAGACGAGGAAUCUAGAGGCCUAGCCUUGACAGAGCUAGAGUUUCAAGUUGUGGUGUACCUGCUCGACCGCGAGGCUAUCGAAACGGGUCUGAUCAAGAUGCUUUGGUUGGACGAGCACGGAAACAGUGCUUGGGAGAACCGCGUGGAGCCCUCUAGUCUAAAUUCGCUUUCUGGGGCCUUUAUGAAUGGCAUUCGUUUAGACGAAAUUAUGGGUGGAAAUUCCGGCCGAGGGUCCUUGAUAAGUAGAUAG
This is a messenger RNA of Penicillium longicatenatum, 468 nucleotides long. RefSeq lists its product as uncharacterized. The record is from RefSeq and is a predicted model, not a curated record. NCBI's taxonomy places the organism in Eukaryota, Fungi, Ascomycota, Eurotiomycetes, Eurotiales, Aspergillaceae. The coding region runs from base 1 to 468 and encodes 155 amino acids. The transcript has a single exon.